Messenger RNA from Spathaspora passalidarum NRRL Y-27907, 1383 nucleotides. RefSeq lists its product as uncharacterized. The coding region runs from base 14 to 1339 and encodes 441 amino acids. The transcript has a single exon. The record is from RefSeq and is a predicted model, not a curated record. NCBI's taxonomy places the organism in Eukaryota, Fungi, Ascomycota, Pichiomycetes, Serinales, Debaryomycetaceae.
AGCCCCAGCAACGAUGGUAGCAGAGCCGGUACAAGCAACUGUACAAACCCUCAAACAAUUGUAUUCACAAGCAACAGGUUUCAUAGAUACCCAAUAUGACAAUGUUGUGAACUCUGAUCUUUACAAUAAUUCUUAUGAUAAAAUCACCAAGUUGAAUCCGUUUGGUGAGACUAAUGGGUCAAUUAUAUCCAUUGGUAAUCCGCCACCACCAUCACCACCACCAUCACCGUCACAUUCUGCUUAUGGUGCAUGUUCGAGAAUGUAUCAGAAGGUAUAUGAUCUGAUUAAUGAGAAUAGAGCUAGAUAUAUUACCUUGUUUAGUUGUGUGGGGCUUGGUGGCGCCGCGUGGUUGAUAUACAAGAGAAGAAAACGGAAUUUAUCAGAUUCAGCCGAGAAACGUCACAAGAGACGUGUUCCUAAGUUGACCAAUGGUGCAAGAAGAGAUGUUGUGUUGAUUAUUGGUUCUCCUACGGAACCAUUAACCAGACUCAUAGCACUUGAUUUUGAAAAGCGAGGAUUUAUUGUAUAUUUGACUAUCUUGGACGAGAAUGAUUCGAAAUACAUUGAAUCUAAUCCAAUCACUGACGAUGUUAACUAUUUAAACUUGAAUGACAAGAAGGGCAAUAUGGAGACUCAUGUUUCCACUUUUAAUCAAUUAUUGAAGUUGCCCGUAGUUCCAUUCCCCGGAGCUGAAGCACACACCCUAAAUCUUGUUGGUGUGGUAUUUGCUCCUAGUUUAUACUUCCCUAUUGGUCCUAUUGAGAAUAUUGCUAUUAGUAGCUGGGCUAAAUUGAACGACAGAGUGAUGACAUACCUUAAAUUGCUUUCCUCAGGACUUAUUCAAUUGGUUAGAACUCAACAAGCAAAGUUGAUAUUGGUCAACCCUAAUAUUUUGAGUGCAUUGGAUAUGCCAUACCAUGCACCUGAAUCUAUAUUCCAAAAUCAAUUGAAACAUUUGUUCACCACUUUAACUAGAGAAUUGAGUUCACAUGGAAUCUCAGUGACUCAAGUAAGACUAGGUAAUUUGCAUAUUCUGAAUCAGAAAUUGUCGUCGGGACCUCGAAUUGAAAGUUUAGUGAAUACGGAAGUUAGAGCAUGGACUUCGGAAAUGAAACAGUUGUAUUCUGACGAUUUCUCAAGAUCUCAAUUCAAAGCCAAUCCAAUAAAGUCAACUGGUGGUAAGGGAACAAGUUUACGAGAAUUAUACCAUCUUUUGUUUGAUUUGUUGUAUAGUGAAAAGAGAAAUCCUCCAGUUGUGUACUGUGGUACUGGUGCUAGAGGGUAUGAUUUGAUCUGUAGAAUUUUCCCUGAGUCAUGGAUAGAAUGGUUUUUGAAAUAGAUCUAUAUUUAUUUAAUCUUGUAUAGUUAAUUUAAUUGUUCUCA